Molecule: messenger RNA, 814 nt
Organism: Lathyrus oleraceus (garden pea)
Lineage: Eukaryota; Viridiplantae; Streptophyta; Magnoliopsida; Fabales; Fabaceae
Product: heavy metal-associated isoprenylated plant protein 36
Exons: 3
Coding region: 56-694 (212 amino acids)
Molecular function (GO): metal ion binding
Source: RefSeq, a predicted model, not a curated record
CCUAAUAUAGAUAUCUCAUUCUCCAUAAGCAAGAAGUUUAUCAUACUCUACUCUAAUGGAAAACAGUAAUGAACUUCCUAUUUGUACUUUGAAAGUUGAUUUUGGAUGCACAGAUGGCUGCUCAAAAGAUGUCACCAACAUGUUGAAACAACUUAAGGGAGUGAAAUCUAUUUCCAUUGAUCCAAGUGAAGGGAAGGUAAUUGUUAUUGGUGAUGUAAAUCCCAUGAAACUAAUUAAGUUUCUUCAGAAGAUGGGAAAAAAGGUACAACUUUGGUCUUUUGACAAAGAACCAAAGAACAAGAAAGCAUGUUCUCAUGCCAAACAUCAUUCUCGUGCUUUUCAUGAAAGUAGUGACAUUGAGGAUGAUGCUCAAACUAAUCAUGGUCAUAAACAUCACCAUCAGAAAAACAAGAAAAUGUAUGACAGACAUAGUAACAUAUUUGGUUUUGAUAAUCAACAUGGACCACCGCGGCCACCGCCACCAUACAAUUACCAACCAUUCCCUGGAUAUCACAACAUCUAUCACCCAACAAUGCACGGGUACCAACCUCAACAUGGAGGAUAUGCAAUGCCGCCUUCGAUGUAUCCGGGUCAGCCAAGGGCAACUUAUGGACCUUAUGGCUCAAUGUUUCCAAGUUACAAUCCCAUGGUGCACUACACCAAUUAUGAAGACAACUAUAUCUAUACUAUAUAGAUAAUACCUGAAAUAUGUCAAAUUUGCUUUUAAGACAUUUUAUUAUUUCAAUAUUAUCCAAUUUCCUUUACUAAUGCUAAUAGCCUGCUUCUAAUGUAUAUACUGUAACAAACACUUUGU